AUGGCAAAGGAUCCAAGCAGAGCUUCAAUCGCAAGAGGCGAGGAGAGGCAAGUGGGGAGGCGAGGCGACCAGUGGCAAAGGAUCCAAGCAGGCUCGAGGUUGCUCAGCAAGCGGAGCGGAGGUGGUGUGCCAUGGAGCAAAGGGCGGAUGGGGAUGCGGGCGGUGGAGCAGAUGGGGAUGGGGUGCGGGAGCGGAAGCUGCUGUGCGCAUGUGCGAGAGCUGAACUGGAGACGGAUGGGUGGCAAUCGAUGGAAUGGUUUGGUUGUUGGACAGGGCACUGGUAGGACAUACCACGUGUCACAUAUGGACAGUGGGACGAAUUGGAGAUGGAGGAAGAUGGAGCGUAGGACCAUGGCAAAGGAGGAGGAGAAGGAGGGCAGGGCUGUUGCAAAGGAUACUCGUAAGCGUCGCUCUGAGUCCAACAGGAAACCUGACGGGUCUUCGAACAGGGAAGACGCGAAGCCAAAGAAGAAAAAGGUGGAGUAUGUGGUAUCCCUUGGCCACAACAGCAAAAUGAGUGAUAGGCACAAGGGACAGCUAGCAUGCUUAGCAGCUUUAGUUACAGCAAAGAAGACGGACUUAAGAGCCACCGACAAUAUGCAGGAAAUUCUUGAAAGUGAUGCAAACAAUGCUGGGGUUUACAUGGAGUGGUCUGAGGAGGAAGAAACUUACUUCAUACAUGCUCGCAGUCAAUCAAGACAGCUCCUCAAAUUUGAGCUACUUGUUGUAGCUGGUUUUGGAGCUGUUCCUGAGGAAACUGAGAUAAAGAACCCUUUAUUAGUUUUCUCUGAAGGGUUUGGUAAUGGUGGGAAGUGGGAGGACACCAAGAUGCUGCUGUUUGAGAUAAAUUCUUUACCCAGUGCUGAUAAAGAAGGGUCACUGAAGCAAGUUUUUGCUACGUUUGUUUUGAAACCAGUUGAGAUUCAGUGCCCAGACAACAUUUAUUACUUUUUGGACGUGGAGAAGUUCUUGAUGUUUCAGAUCAUUAAUGACAUGGUUUCUUUCAUCUCCAUCCAUCCAACAUAUAUUGUUCUUAAUUAUGUCAUAGUCCUUGACGGGGUUCUUUUCCGGAUCACCAUUGUCUCUGAAAGGAUUCCUGUCCAGCAGGUGAAGACUUCUAUUUGCAGAUUUGCAAGUAAUGGUUUCAAUGUUUGCAGAUUUGCAAGAUUCUUUCCCUCUGAUGAUGCAAUACGAUUCAAACAGGAGGAUAAGAAGCCUACCUGCUGUACAAGGUCUAAGGCAUGUAAUUGUAUUUUCAAGUACUUAGCACUUGUCAACAGCUGCGAGAGAAGCCUUCUGGUGGUAAACCUGACAGAUGCGCUCAGCAACACGCCUGGUGCAGUUCACCUCCUCCUGCAGCUCCACCCUAGCAUUGUUGGCCACAUCGUUGCAGCGGAUAGCAUCGAUCAGAGCUUCAUUAGCUGUGGCUUCACAACGCCGGGUGGUUUUGAUCUCCUUCCAGAGUUCCUUCAGGCACUCCUAAACCCGUUCAGGCCAGGGUUCAUCCUGCCAUUCCACAAACUGGCAUUGAUCCGCCUCUUCCCGCGUGUCACAAUUGUAGUUUCAGUAACUUGGUCAAUAGGGACACCAUCAUGCAGUGACGGAUAA
This is a messenger RNA of Miscanthus lutarioriparius, 1608 nucleotides long. NCBI's taxonomy places the organism in Eukaryota, Viridiplantae, Streptophyta, Magnoliopsida, Poales, Poaceae. The record is from the annotation of a GenBank genome assembly.